UGCAAAUACUGUACAGCUGGGCAGGGUCUCAAGAUGGAGGGCCGGGACAACGCACAUAUCAUCCACUUCACAGAUCCAAAAAAAUGUCCUAAUGCACCGGCACAUGUGCGAAGGGAUGCCCGAAUUUACCUAUCAGCAAAGGGUGGUAAUCAUGCCAUCACAUUCAUCACCGAAGAUGGGGGGCCAUCAGCAGAAGACACCGGCCGCGAUGAUGAUUCGGGGAGUAUCACGGCUUCGGCCUCAGGCAUAACAGCAACCUCGAAUGUUAUCGCUGUAAAGAGACGGAAAUCAGGGACACUGGAGGAGUAUGGACUAGACCAUGGACUUACGGAUACCCAAAAGCAACGUGCUGAUGUUAAAUUGUUUCGGUUCUUCGUGCAUGCAAACAUUGCCUUCUAUGCCGCUGAUGACUGGUAUCUUGAGGAUUUCCUGCAUGAGAUACGUCCUUCAUAUGAUGCACCAUCAAGAUACGUACUC
This is a messenger RNA of Desarmillaria tabescens, 477 nucleotides long. RefSeq lists its product as uncharacterized. Lineage: Eukaryota; Fungi; Basidiomycota; Agaricomycetes; Agaricales; Physalacriaceae. The record is from RefSeq and is a predicted model, not a curated record. The annotation marks the transcript as partial. The transcript has 2 exons.